Molecule: messenger RNA, 2354 nt
Organism: Filobasidium floriforme
Lineage: Eukaryota; Fungi; Basidiomycota; Tremellomycetes; Filobasidiales; Filobasidiaceae
Product: FAD-linked oxidase-like protein
Exons: 13
Coding region: 147-2057 (636 amino acids)
Biological process (GO): lactate catabolic process
Cellular component (GO): mitochondrion
Molecular function (GO): D-lactate dehydrogenase (cytochrome) activity; FAD binding; D-lactate dehydrogenase (NAD+) activity
Source: RefSeq, a predicted model, not a curated record
GUUCCGAGAUGAAUUCGUCUGACGACCUCGAUCGACUUGUCAACCAGCAACCAGAUUGUAAGAUCUGAUAUCGUCCUCGUCAACCAGCAACCAGACCAGCGAGACCGCUUCUCACCUGAUCUUCCUGAGCACGACGAUUGAGCAUCAUGUGGUCGACCCGCACACACAUACCCGUACCCAUCUCGUCCGUCCUCCGGCGUUCGACGCAAUCGCCAUUAUUGGGAAGACCACCUCGAUUACCACAACAAUCACAAUCACGAUCACAACUAUACCAACACCAACACCAACACUUCUCAUUUACCAGGAACCUUACCUCACGGGCACGGGUCUCUCCCGAUGCGUCUUUUUUCGCUUCUAAUUCUGGGCCUAUCGACAAGCUCGACAAGGCGGCCUCAAGGUCGAAAGGUCUUCUUGCACUCGCCGUAGCUUUGGUGAUCGGAACGACAAUGACCGCCACAGCCUAUAGCUAUACUACCACCACAAUCUCUAUACCUCCUGUUAAUGUUGUGUAUGCGGAUACGGACUCCACCGCAGUAGGCCACUAUUCCGAUGCCAGUACUUCCACCUCAAAAACUUCCACCUCCGAGACCUCUGAACUUUCAAAGGACGAUCAAUACCCAGACGCACACCGAUACGCCUCCCCUUCAACCCGCCUCAAAGCCAUCGCCGACCUCCGCCUCCUCUUCCCUUCCCACCCAAACCCCACAACCGGCACAAUAGAAUCACAACUCAGCGUUAAUAAAGACGAACUCCUCUCACACGCCCAAGCCGGUGGGACGCACCACCACCCCCACACCCCGGACGUCGUAGUCUACGUGGAGUCGACGGAAGAUGUGCAGAAGUGUGUGAGGUGGGCGGGGGAGUGGGGGGUUCCGGUCGUUCCUUAUUCUGGCGGCACAUCGCUGGAGGGACACAUCACCGCGCCGUAUGGAGGGUUGUGUAUCGAUCUGAGCCGGAUGGACAAGAUCUUGGAGUUGAACCUCGAAGACUCGGACAUGGUCGUACAAUCCGGUGUACCCUGGGAAGAGAUCAAUUCGCACCUCGCCUCCCUGUCUCAUCCGCUCUUUUUCCCCCUGGACCCGGGCCCGGGGGCGACGAUAGGAGGGAUGAUCGGGACGGGGUGUAGUGGAACGAACGCUUGUCGGUAUGGAACGGCCAGGGGGGAGUGGGUGCUGAAUGUGACGGCGGUCUUGGCAGACGGGGAGGUCAUCAAAACACGUCAACGAGCGCGCAAAUCGUCGGCCGGGUUCGACCUGACCAAGAUGUUCGUCGGCGCCGAAGGGACUUUGGGAAUCAUUACCGAAGCCACCAUUCGACUAGCGCCGCUUCUACCCACGACGGUGGCCAUCGCCGGCUUCCCUAGCGUCGAACACGCCGUCAAGGCCGUCGGAGAGGUGAUCAACUCAGGUGUACCUAUCCAAUGCGUCGAGCUGUGUGACACACUCACGAUGAAGGCACUUCGGGAUCACGGUGGCCUGACACUGGAACUCCCGCACCAAGACUCAAUCUUUUUCAAGUUUCAAGGCAACCCGCAAGCGAUGAAAGAAGCUCAGGAACUCACCAAGGCCAUCGCAAAGAAACACGGCGGCGGGGAGAUGAUCUUUGCCAAAGACGAAGAGGAAAGCAAGGAGUUGUGGUCGAUCAGGAAGAAUGCGCAUUGGAGCAUGUUGGCGCUCGUCGAGGGUGGACAGGCGUAUUCGACCGACGUCUGCGUGCCGGUCUCCAAGUUGCCACAACUGUGUGCGGAGACGCAAGCCGACCUAAAAGCGAACGGGAUCGUCGGUCCGCUCCUGGGACACGUCGGCGACGGAAACUUUCACUGCGGCCUGAUCUUCCUCCCGCAAGACUUUAAGAAGGUGGACGAGGCUGCCCAUCGGAUGGUCGAUAGGGCCAUCGCGCUGGGUGGGACUUGUACAGGUGAACAUGGAGUUGGGGUCGGGAAAAAGGGCUACUUGCGGCGCGAACUCGGAGACGGGACGGUCGAGGUGAUGAAACGCUUGAAGAGGGCUAUGGAUCCGAAGGGGAUCUUGAACCCAGGGAAACUGUACCCCGAUUAGAUCGAAAUCAAGGACGGAUGGUCGCUCAUGCAGAGACAAUACAAGCUACAAGGUAGCGAACCGGACAGGGGAUUCUAUUCGGCGGACACUGAGAUUAUUGGGAAAUAGGGCGUGGAGUGAAAAUGAUGUGAUGCUAUUCUCGAGAAGAUGUAGCGCGGUCAUCUUAAGCGAUUUAUGAUCUGAAGAGGAAAUUGUCGUUGAGAUCAGUUGAAGAGUCGAUGUGAUGCAGCGGUCAUGCGCCGAGCUUGAUGGUGGGUCCGUAAAACCGACUCCAUGCGGCUGUCACGGAAACGUUUC